UCAACCUGUACCUUUUCUUAGCCGGCAUCAUAUGAUAAAAACGAAUCCAUAGUUCAUUACAAAGUCUUAGGGCUUCUUUGAUUUGCAUGAUGUUUAAAAUGUGGGGAUAUGAUUUUUUUUUUAGAAAAUAGAUGUCAUUUCCUAAGGAAUUGAAACAAUUUCCUAAACCCCUAAAAAACAGAAACCAUUUCCUACAGGAACUGAAACCAUAGAAACAAGCAAUACAAGUUGCUUGGCUUGUAGCACAGGAAAAGGCAUGAAUUAAUCUUCCUGAGGAGUUAGGUGCAGGCCUAAGAAUUUUCUAAUCCUUAGGCCUGCACCAUUUGGCUACAAGAUUUCUUUGAAAUUUCUAGCAGUACAAACAGAGAGUCUUUGACAAAACGAAAAAGGCCAAAGGGUGUCAGCAGGGACAUAUUUAGCUCGUGGAAUACUGAAGGCAAUGCACACGGAGUUGGGUUCACUCUCUGUGUGUAUAUAGUAUUACAACUCACUACUCACCCAAGGGUGUCUCCUGUGAUUGUGUCUCUGGACUCACCAAAGUCACCACUGCUGCCCGGCCAUGGCUUCACCUCCAUGGGUUCGCCUUGUGCUGCUACUCCUAGCUGCCGUCCCCGCAUGCCAUGGCCGCCCACUUUUUGACGGCGAUGCCGUCAUCGAUGAGACGCAGCCCUUGCGGCCAUCCAUGAUCUCAUGCUCAACUGUCGGCAACUACACCGACGGAAGCAAGUACCAUGUGAACCUCGACCGGCUCCUGUCGGCCAUCCCCGUGGCCGCUGACUCCAAUGGCUUCUUCAAUGGCACAUUUGGCGCGGUGGGCGACGAGGUCUUUGGCAUGUUCAUGUGCUACGCUGACGACGCCGACUCUGAGUGCCAGGACUGCCUCACCCGCGCCCCUGAAGGUAUCAUGAAGGUGUGUCCUCACAGCAGGACGGUCCGUGCUGUCUACAGCGCCUGCACCAUCCAAUACUCCAACAAGUCCUUCUUCUCUGUUGCUGACCUUACCGUGGUUGACAUGGUCGACCUUUCGGUCGCGCCCCGGCUGGAACAAACCCCUCGCCGAACUUGGAACAACAGAGACCCUGAAGGUUGGCACCAAGGAGUCAUACUUGUAGGGUACGUUGUGGACACUGCCGGUAUGAGCCAUGCAAGGUUUAAGUUGAUCCAUCGGCUCAUGGUGAAGGCUUGCCAAAGGGAUGAACGUAUCGCUGAGGGCAGACAGAAGUUCACCGAUCCGGAGUGGGUGCAGGCGGUGGUGCAGUGCACGAGGGAUCUGCCGGCGAGUGAGUGCACCCGCUGCCUCACCUAUUACACCGAUCAGCUGCCACGGUUGUUCCCAAACAACAGCGGUGGUGCCAUCAAAGGGUCAAGCUGCUACCUGCGCUACGCCAUCCUUGCUGACAAGCCACGCCCGCGCACUGUGCGGCUUGAGAGGUACCGGUAUAGGGAGGGAUAUGAGGAGGAAAAUGAGCAUGAGAGGAAGAUGGAGACAGCGCGCAGAGAACACCGACGAAAGGUUGUCAUCAUCGCCCGACGAAAGGUUGUCAUCAUCGCCAGCCUUAUCACCAUCUUGGUGGCGCUUGUUAUCUGCCUGAUCGGCUUGUUGGUUCGGUUUGUGUUGUAUCCAUGGCGAACAUGGUUGGCAGCGGCCAUGGUUGCCAUGAGAUCCGUGUUGUACCGGUGGCGAACAUGGGUGGCAGCGGCCAGGGUUGCCAUGCGAUCGUACAUGGAAAGACCUCCUAAAGUGGCAGCCUACUUCCACGGCAGAAGUGCACGCCAAGAGGAACUCGAGCAAGGGACUGGGCCGAGACGAUUCAGGUAUGACGAGCUCACCGCCGCCACGGAUGGCUUCUCUGGCAGGAACAAGCUGGGAGAAGGAGGCUUCGGUUCCGUGUACAGAGGGUUCCUCCACGACAUGAACCUUCACAUUGCCGUGAAGAAAGUGUCCAAGAGCUCUCGUCAGGGCUGGAAGGAGUUUGUCUCUGAGGUGAAGAUCAUUAGCCGUCUCCGGCACCGGAACCUCGUGCCGCUCGUUGGAUGGUUCUAUGGCGGUGACGAUGAUGGUCUUUUGCUCGUGUAUGAACUGAUGCCCAAUGGUAGCCUGGACGCACACCUUUACAAGCUGGACCAGCUGCUGCCAUGGGCAGUCAGGUACCAGGUCGUGCUUGGUGUGGGCUCAGCACUGAUGUACCUGCACCAGGACACGGAGGAGCGCGUUGUGCAUAGGGACAUCAAGCCGAGUAACAUCAUGCUGGAUGCGUCCUUCAAUGCCAAGCUUGGUGACUUUGGGCUUGCGAGGUUUAUCUGUGAUGGCCGGGGCUCGUUGACGACCGGAGCAGCCGGGACGCUUGGCUACAUGGAUCCAAAGUGUGUGUUUGCAGGCAAAGCCAGUGUGGAAUCCGACAUCUACAGCUUCGGUGUCGUCCUGCUCGAGAUGGCCUGUGGUCGGACGCCAGCGGUGGCUGUAGACGGCGAUGACGGAGCCGUCAUCCACCUGUUGCAGUGGGUAUGGGAGUCGCACGGCAGAGGGGCCAUUCUUGAGGCAGCCGACCCGCGGCUGGACGGCAAGUUCGACAAGAAAGAGAUGGAGUGUAUCAUGGUGGUCGGGCUCUGGUGCGGACACCCCGACCCUGUCUUGAGGCCGUCCAUCAGGCAGGCCGUCAGCGUGCUGCGGUUGGAGGUGCCGCCGCCGAGUCUCCCGGGGAAGAUGCCGGUGGCAACCUACCUGAUGCGGCCGCCGGCUGAUGAUUCUUUUGGUUCCUCGGUGACCAGCGGCAGCGGGGAUGCCAGCACUACUAAUUCUGCUAGAGAUAAAGUCGAGUAGAUGACUGGUGCAUCCCCGAUCUGGGCCUCUGGGACCGUUUCAGAAAUUUGCAAGUACUACUACGUAGUAACUAAAAAACACUUUGUAUGUAUGAUGUGUGAUUGGACUGAACCGAAGUCUGGUAAAAUUUGAGCUAUUUCAGAAUAAUCUUGUAUCAAUUGACGAUGAUGACACGGCCGCUUCAAAAUAGUAAUUGCAUGCAUCUGCAACUAGGGUACACUUUCUAGGAAGUUUUUUUAUGAACGUAGGUAUAUCUAGACAGAUAGCAUUGCCAGAGUUUGGCGAAGAAUAUUGGUCAUAACUAAAGUAAAAGCCUUGUUCCCCUGACACCAUUAUUUUUGUG
Molecule: messenger RNA, 3164 nt
Organism: Triticum aestivum (bread wheat)
Lineage: Eukaryota; Viridiplantae; Streptophyta; Magnoliopsida; Poales; Poaceae
Product: cysteine-rich receptor-like protein kinase 10
Exons: 1
Coding region: 560-2821 (753 amino acids)
Biological process (GO): protein phosphorylation
Molecular function (GO): protein kinase activity; ATP binding
Source: RefSeq, a predicted model, not a curated record